AUGGACUCUCCUUCGACCAACAACGAUGCUCCCCUUCGCGACCCGAGCAAGCUCUUCUUCCAGAAAGACUCCCUCCGACGCUCAAUAGUAGCGUCGUACUGGAUUCUGAUUCUUCUUGCUCUUCCUCUAUGGUGGUACACAACAAGUAUCGAACGCCUCUCGCUGCCAUCAAAUCGCAUUCAACAACAAGCAAGAAAUCGACUUCAACUCCCAAUUACAAUAUGUAUAGAGUCCAAUGACGCAGGCCUCAUACGUCAAGCAGAUCAGGAACUGUCGAAUCGUAUAACCCAAUACCGGCAGCGAUGGAAGGGCCUCGAUGUUCGCGUUGUAGCAGUCGCAGCAUCAAGUUGUGGAUCCGGAAGCGAUGUUUAUAUGGUAACCCCGAAAAGUGGAUCCCCUACCAUUGAAAAGAGGACCCUAUUCUUUCCGUUAGAUGAAGCUCGAGCUCCUUCUAGGCUCGCCGACACGUUGACCUCUCUUCUUGUGCCGUAUACCGACCUCUCAGAUCUAGAGCAUCGCGUUGCCCAAUAUUCACCUCGGUACCGACUGGCUUUUAGCCUUUUGAAUGAAGAUGCCACAGCUGGGGACGCCGUGCUAGGCUGGAAUAUCCAACAAGCUUUAAAAUCCUAUGUUAAUCCCGUUCUUCGGCGUCUUGGUCCUCUACAUAACUUCACCAUUGAAAGUCAGGUGCAAUUUCAUGCACCAUUAGGCUUCACUCCUUGGCAGCUUGAGAGUGUUUAUGCCAUAAACCCUGCAGAUCUAACUGUUUUCGUAAAUUCUGCCGACUGGACCUUGUCAUCCAGCUCCUCCAAUGAUCCUGUUCUUCACUUUAUUCUGUUCAUACCCUCUGCGCAACGUCGGCCUCUUCGCAUCCUGGACAACGAUGAAACACUCACCCAAUCAAACGCGUUCAUCCUUCCGCAAUGGGGCGGAAUCGUGAUCUUCAAUCCAGAGAAACCUAUAAACGGUGAUCUACCACUCAAAGACCUUAAUGUUGUCUUCUCUUCGUUUGCAAGACAAAUGCACGGUCUUCUCGGUGUUCCUCAACUUCCUUCGGACGUGGGGCACUCUGGUGGCGCUUCAGUUAUUUCCGAUUGGCAGCUUGAUGCUCUGCUACGCCGACGCACCUUAGAGAAUGAGGCAGCUAGUCAAGAUACGCUCCUUAGCAUCAUCAAACUCGUCGACAAAAUUGAAAACAUGCCAGUGAAGGAGGAUGUUAGGGGCGAUGUCGAGGGCGCCUUGAAUGCUCUAACCAAGAUGCGUGAUUCCUCGGGAAAAUCACUGAAAGAGACCUUUACCCAUUCUGCCCAAUCCUUCGGUCUCGCAUCUCGUGCUUUCUUCAGCCCAGGCAUGAUUGCUCUGUUGUACUUCCCGGCUGAGCACACAUAUGCGGUCUACACCCCUUUGUUUGCUAGCACAGUCAUCCCCCUAUUCGUCGCUGCUUUGAGGGAGACCAAGGCUUGGAGAAGAGAACGCCAUGCGGCCAGCGCAACGACAUGA
Messenger RNA from Cyclocybe aegerita, 1500 nucleotides. Lineage: Eukaryota; Fungi; Basidiomycota; Agaricomycetes; Agaricales; Hemipholiotaceae. The record is from the annotation of a GenBank genome assembly.